Sorghum bicolor (sorghum) is the source of this 1278-nucleotide messenger RNA. Its product is annotated as probable xyloglucan endotransglucosylase/hydrolase. Bases 90 to 1001 code for a protein of 303 amino acids. Gene Ontology annotation, cellular component: cell wall; apoplast. The record is from RefSeq and is a predicted model, not a curated record. Gene Ontology annotation, molecular function: hydrolase activity, hydrolyzing O-glycosyl compounds; xyloglucan:xyloglucosyl transferase activity. Lineage: Eukaryota; Viridiplantae; Streptophyta; Magnoliopsida; Poales; Poaceae. Gene Ontology annotation, biological process: cell wall biogenesis; xyloglucan metabolic process. The transcript has 3 exons.
AGUCUCGGCAUCCAGCCAGCAGCCCAGCAGCCACCCCCAGUCUAGCCAGUGGCCACUGUUGCGUGUACUAGGUGGUAGACCGACCGACGAUGGCGACGACGACGACGGCGCGGGUGCCGCCGCUGCUGGUUGCGGCCGUUGCGGUGGCGGUGGCGGUGCUGGUGGAGGUGGCGACGGCGGCGGCGCCGCGGAAGCCCGUGGACGUGCCGUUCCAGAAGAACUACGUGCCGACGUGGGCGCAGGACCACAUCCACUACGUGGACGGCGGGCGGGAGGUGCAGCUGUACCUGGACAAGUCCACGGGGACGGGCUUCCAGACGCGGGGCUCCUACCUCUUCGGCCACUUCAGCAUGCACAUGAAGCUCGUCGGCGGCGACUCCGCGGGCACCGUCACGGCGUUCUACCUGUCGUCGCAGAACUCGGAGCACGACGAGAUCGACUUCGAGUUCCUGGGCAACCGGACGGGGCAGCCCUACAUCCUGCAGACCAACGUGUUCACCGGCGGCAAGGGCGACCGCGAGCAGAGGAUCUACCUCUGGUUCGACCCCACCAAGGAGUACCACUCCUACUCCGUCCUCUGGAACCUCUACAUGAUCGCGUUCUUCGUGGACGACGUGCCGAUCCGUGUGUUCAAGAACACGAGCUCGGACCUGGGGGUGCGGUACCCGUUCAGCCAGCCGAUGAAGCUCUACUCCAGCCUGUGGAACGCCGACGACUGGGCGACCCGCGGCGGGCGGGAGAAGACGGACUGGUCCAACGCGCCCUUCGUCGCCUCCUACAGGGGAUUCCACGUCGACGGCUGCGAGGCCUCCGCCGAGGCCCGCUACUGCGCCACCCAGGGCGCGCGCUGGUGGGACCAGCCCGAGUUCAGGGACCUCGACGCCGCGCAGUACCGCAAGCUCGCCGACGUCCGCCGCCGCUACACCAUCUACAACUACUGCACCGACCGCGACCGCUACGCCGCCAUGCCGCCCGAGUGCGCGCGCGACCGCGACGUCUGACGACACUGAUUCCUGAUACGGUACCAAGGGCCAAGGGGUGUGCUGCUUGUUGAUCCAUCGAGAGCAGCCAUGUAAUGUACGUAUCGUAUUGUAUUGUGUGUGUGUGUGUGUGUGUGUCAGGUUCGUCAUAUGGGUGAGCACGUGCACACUUACUACACAUGCUUUGUGUUGUACCGUGUACUGUAUCUGCUCAUAGCGAAAUGAAUUGAUCUUAUUUGCAUUGCAGUUUUUAGUACUACUAUAAAAAUUUAGCUUAAGUUAUGUUAACUCUUAUCUA